Messenger RNA from Cinara cedri, 160 nucleotides. The record is from the annotation of a GenBank genome assembly. NCBI's taxonomy places the organism in Eukaryota, Metazoa, Arthropoda, Insecta, Hemiptera, Aphididae.
AUGGCGGACGACGUGGCGGUAGUGGAGAUCGCUCACAACGUGGAGCUGAUGGAAAUAAUAAUCAAUGUGACGUUGAGGAGUAUCUGCCAAUGGAUUUGCUGGAGAGCAAUGGUUUUAAGGUGGAUCCUCAUAAAUCGAAGACGGUGGUCCUUACUCGGAA